ACACCCGGACACCGGGAUGGAGGAGGCCGUGGUGAAGCAGGGCACCAUUUACCUGCAGCUCCAGCAAACCUUCGGCAAGAAGUGGAAGCGCUGCUGGGCCGUGCUGUACCGCGCCAGCUCGCGCUCCUCGGCGCGCCUGGAGCUGCAGGAGGGCGCGGAGCGGCCGCGCCGAGCCGAGCCGGGCCGGCGCCAGGUCCGGCUCAGCGACUGCGUGCACGUGGCCCGGGCGGGGGGCGAUGCCACCUGUCCCAAGGACACCGUCCCCUUCCUGCUGGAGACCACCGAGCGCCGCUUCCUGCUGGCCGCCGACGGCGCCGAGGCCGACGAGUGGAUCCAGCGGCUGUGCGAGCUGGCGUUCCCAAGGAGUCGGGAGGAGCCGGCAGUGGCCAAGGAGGGUGCGCUGGGCACGGAGGGCGAGUUCUCCAUGGAGGAGAAUUCCCUGUACAGCUCUCGGGACAAAGCCGGCCUGGAGCAGUGCUUUGAGGUGACAGUCAGGGUGACCCCAUCGUCGCAGCGCUGCCGGCUGCGGGGCCGCUGCAUCCUGCGCGCGGGCCAGGACGCCCUGGAGCUGCUGCAGCCGCAGAGCCUGGAGCUGCUGUGCUGCUGGCCCUACCGCUUCCUGCGCCGCUUCGGCCGCGACAAGGUGACAUUCUCGUUCGAGGCCGGUCGCCGCUGCGCCUCCGGAGAGGGAAACUUCGAGUUCGACACCAGGCAGGGCAACGAGAUCUUCCAGGCCAUCGAGGCGGCCAUCGAGCGCCAGCGCGGCCGCGCCGGGCCCGCGGACGAGGCCCAGGCCAGGACACCGAGCUGGGGGCACGAGGAGCUCCCGCCCGCGGAGGGGAAGGUGCCCAGGGCGGAGGGGAAAGGAGCCAAGGGCAAGGCCGUGGAUUUUCCGUACGCCGAGCCCCUGGACUCGCUGCGCCGCGGAGCCGCGCCGGAGUCUGAGUACGCCGUGCCCUUCGACACCAUCGCCAAAUCCUUCCUGGCCCUCCAGCUGGGCGGGCCGGGCUGUCCCCAGGAGGGGCUCCCCGAACCCCCUGGCAGUACCAGGGACACGGGAGCGGCUCAGCAGCCCCCAGGCCGCCCCACGGCCCCCAAACCCGAGCACAUCUACGACGAGCCCGAGGGGCUCUCGGCGCACUCGGUGUACGACGAGCCCGAGGAGGUGAAGGGCGAGGCUUGGAGGCUGCAGGCGGCCCCCGAGGAGCCCCCCGGGCUGGCGUGUCCCUACGACGCCCAACGCGAUGAUUACGCCGUGCCCAAGCGGCGCGUCCCCCUGCGCCAGCCCUUCCUGCUGCAGGGCAAGGAGUGGCUCGGCGACAGCGACUACGACAACGUGGCCCUCAAGGUGGCACGGGGCAGGAACCUGCAGUGAGUGGCAGAGGACGGGACAGGAGGAGGGGACGCCCCAAAUCCUCCCAGUCGGG
This is a messenger RNA of Catharus ustulatus (Swainson's thrush), 1427 nucleotides long. RefSeq names its product docking protein 2 (gene DOK2). The coding region runs from base 17 to 1375 and encodes 452 amino acids. The transcript is spliced from 5 exons. Gene Ontology annotation, cellular component: cytoplasm. Gene Ontology annotation, biological process: positive regulation of MAPK cascade; cell surface receptor protein tyrosine kinase signaling pathway. The record is from RefSeq and is a predicted model, not a curated record. NCBI's taxonomy places the organism in Eukaryota, Metazoa, Chordata, Aves, Passeriformes, Turdidae.